Trichoderma breve is the source of this 918-nucleotide messenger RNA. RefSeq lists its product as uncharacterized. Lineage: Eukaryota; Fungi; Ascomycota; Sordariomycetes; Hypocreales; Hypocreaceae. The transcript has a single exon. Bases 1 to 918 code for a protein of 305 amino acids. The record is from RefSeq and is a predicted model, not a curated record.
AUGGCUGCGAUCAUCUUGCAUCAUUUUGAUGCCUCACCCUUUGGCGAGAAGAUACGCCUCAUCUUUGGGCUCAAGGGUCUAUCAUGGAAGUCUGUAGAUGCCGAGCUCAUCAUGCCAAAGCCUAAACUCACGGCGUUGACCGGUGGCUAUCGAAAGACUCCCGUCAUGCAGAUUGGUUCCGACAUUUACUGCGACUCCCGUUUGAUUGCAGAAGAGCUGGAGGAGAGAUACCCUUCGCCUUCGAUAUUCCCAGGAGGAAGCAAGGGACUCUGUAUGGCGCUGUCCACUUGGAGCGACACCGACUUCCACAUUGCGAGCUCUGGGCUCACCAUUGGAGUCAACAAAGACCAGUUCCCUCUUGAGCUCAUGGCUGAUCGAAAGGCCUAUUUCAAGGGCUUCAUGGAUGUCGAUCGUCUCGACGCCGAUAUUGCCCAUCUGACGACUCAGCUGCGAGCCCAUGCAAGCCUCAUUGAGGAGCAGCUCUCUGAUGGCCGGCGCUUCUGGCUAGGCAGCGAGCCAAGUCUUGCCGACUUUCAUGCCUACGUCGAGAUCUGGACGGCAAGAGCAUAUAUUCACUUUUCUGACAACAUCUUUGCUGGGUUUGGCAAACUGGUAGAAUGGGAGGCAAGAGUCAAAGCUAUUGGCCAUGGACGGAGAACCAACAUAAGCAUGGAAGAGGCGUCUGAAGCAGCGCGAUCUACUCCCCCGAAUGCGGGGCAAUCGUCAAUCGUCAAUGAUGAGCUUGAGAUCUCCGAGGGGGACGUAGUGGUUGUUACGCCGGAUGACUAUGGCCGAGAGCCUGUGACUGGACGCCUGGUAGCGUUGACAGUUCGUCAAGUUGCUAUUGAAAAAGAACAUGGUGUUGCAGAGCGGAUAGUUGUUCAUUUUCCUCGUAUCGGUUUCCGUAUUGAAAGGUAA